This is a messenger RNA of Radiomyces spectabilis, 849 nucleotides long. Its product is annotated as mitochondrial carrier domain-containing protein. Bases 1 to 849 code for a protein of 282 amino acids. NCBI's taxonomy places the organism in Eukaryota, Fungi, Mucoromycota, Mucoromycetes, Mucorales, Radiomycetaceae. Gene Ontology annotation, biological process: transmembrane transport. The transcript is spliced from 2 exons. The record is from RefSeq and is a predicted model, not a curated record.
AUGGAUGCAGACACGCUUGUAGCCUCAGCCAUUGCUGCCUUACUAGCACGUUUUAUAACCCACCCAUUGGACACAAUCAAGACACGGAUCCAGAUCAGCCGCUCUAAUCCCAAUUAUGAAGCGAUUCAGUCGGCUGCCGAUACCAGGACAGCGUUUUAUGCUCGUUGGCCGCUGACAAGUUUAUAUCGCGGCCUCUCUAUAUCGUUACUAUUCUGUGUGCCUGCACUGGCCGUUUAUCUGACCUCCUAUGAAACAGUCAAGGAUUGGCUGAGCGUAUAUACUUUUAUGCAUCGUGACAGUGCGUUGAAUCAUCUUAUAUCGGGUUGCAUAGCAGAGAUGGCCGGUGGUAUUUUCUUCACUCCUAUGGAGGUUCUGAAAAGCUGCAUGCAGAGCGAAUCACAUACCGAACUGCGACAUCUGGCGUCCAAAAUCUGGAAACAAGAGGGGAUCCUCGGCUUUUACAAAGGUUAUUGGAUCACCCUGGCUGUAUUUGUGCCGCAUACAAUGGUUUACUUCGUGGUCUAUGAACGCUUAAAGAUGUUAGCUGGGUCUGCUACAGAGCUUUCAUUUCCCGUGUACUUGAUGUGCGCGAUCAUUGCCAGCGGGUUAGCCACGGUGGUAUCGACUCCUCUUGAUAUUGUGAAAACGCGAUGGCAAAUAUCAUCUGCAGAAGAAGGAGCAGCUUAUCGACAAGGUCCCUGGAAGAUUAUCGAGCGCAUGUGGAUUACGGAAGGCGAAUGGCGAGCAUUCACUCGUGGCAUGCUGGCACGCAUUGCUUGGGGUAUUCCCAACUCGGCUAUUAGCAUGUCUGUUUUUGAAUCGUUGAGAAACUGGUUUAUCCUACCAUAA